Dendroctonus ponderosae (mountain pine beetle) is the source of this 2464-nucleotide messenger RNA. RefSeq names its product neprilysin-2-like. Gene Ontology annotation, biological process: protein processing. Bases 65 to 1777 code for a protein of 570 amino acids. NCBI's taxonomy places the organism in Eukaryota, Metazoa, Arthropoda, Insecta, Coleoptera, Curculionidae. The transcript has 10 exons. The record is from RefSeq and is a predicted model, not a curated record. Gene Ontology annotation, cellular component: plasma membrane. Gene Ontology annotation, molecular function: metalloendopeptidase activity.
CGCGAUCCUUCGGAUCUUAACGAAAUCUUGCAAAAUUCCAGCUUUUGCGCCAGUUUCGAAUGCAAUGUGGGGAUUUUUCCGCUCGAAACCAGUGCUCCGAUCCAAAAUGAUGAUAAUUGGGGCGGUUUGGAUGGUGUGGUGGGUGGGCGCGUGUGGCGCCGCCACUCUGCAGCUGACCGAACAAGAUUUUCCCGAAAUCCACUUUAUGAACCUGACGGCCGAUCCCUGCACGGAUUUCUACCAGUUCGCCUGCGGGAACUUCGGAAAUCUGCAUCCGCUGCGCGAUGGACAGGCGCUCAUCGACCAGUUCAGCCUGCUGGAGGACGCGCUGGCCGAAACCGUCCAGGGGCUGCUGUCCGCCCCCAUACGAGGGGACGAUGCCGCCGUGGUGAAGAAGGCGAAAUUUGCCUUCCAGGCCUGCACCGACCGCACCUUCAGCGAGACGAUCGGCUUGCGGUCGCCCGAAGUGGAGGUGGUAAACAAGUACGGGGGUUUCCCCAUUCUGGGCGGGCGCUACGGGGGGGCCAAUCCCGAGCCCAGCUGGAACGAGAUCGCCGACAUCGCCGCCGAGUUCGGGAUCAGCAUCUUUUUCACGCCCAGCCUCUAUGCGGACGCGCUGAACGCGUCCAGGAACCUGCUCAGGAUUUCGUCGGACGGGAUGGGAAUCCCCGUGCAGUUCCGGCCAAUGGCGUCCGAGUCGUACGAGGACGCGAUUGAGGAGGGGUUCCAGGAUAUGGUGAAGCAGCCGGCAACGGCGCAGCGCGUGCAAAGCACGCAAUCGACCAUUCCGGCCAUGGAGGUUUUGCUGCGCAAACUCGUGCUGAAACUGAAGCGCGCCAUGGGAAGCGAGCGCAGCGACGAGUAUCUCUAUGGCCGCGUUGCCAACGUUUCCAAUUUCCUGAAAGGAAUCUACAGCGCAGGCUAUAUCCCGGAAGGCACCGAGAUUGGCCCGAUCGUCAACGACACGAGCGCCACCGUGGUGACCUUGCGGCAGCUCAACGAGUGGACGGCGCUGCACUUCGGCAACACUGUCCAGCUGGACUGGGUGGAGUACACGCGCCGCCUCCUCCAAUACACACAGGUGGAGGUCGAUGCCGAUUUCCUCAUCCUGCGCCCUCUCGAAAUGGAAACGAUGCUCUUCGGCAUCCUCAACUGGGUGCGCAUGAACGACUGGGAGAUCGUGAAGAGUGCCGCCCUCUUGCGGGCCUUCACCUACACAGCGGCUGACAGUGACGUGGAAACCCGCAAGGACUUUGAGGACUAUCUGGUGCAAACCGGAAAAACCGUCUACCCGCGAUGGCAGUACUGCGCGCGCAAAAUCAUGGAUACGACUGGCACGCUCUCAUUGGCCCUGGCGGUGACGUACGAGUACCAAGCGCGCGUCUUCAACACCACCAGCAUGCGCACGGCCGCCGCCCUGGUGGCCAACCUGCGCAGCACCUUCAAGGAGGUGAUCGAGGCGGCCAACUGGAUGGACGAGGAGUCGAAGGCGGCCGCCCAGACCAAAGCCGACAACAUCGCGGUGCUUCUGGGGUACCCGGACUUUGCCACUGACGCCGCUGCCUUGGAGGUUUUCUACGAGAAUCUGCCCAUCGCCAGCUGGGAUCAUUACGCCAACGCCAAGAAGCUGAGGGCCUUUCAGCUCGCUUAUGCGCUGAACAUGGUCAGCUACCGGAACCGCACCGCUUGGGACAAGUCGCCGCUGGAUGUCAACGCCUACUACAAUCGCCAGAACAACCGGAUCGGUGAGUCGCUGAGCUCCCACGUUUUGCCAUAACUCUCUUACUAGUUGACAGAGUUUCACUGGGCAAACGCGCUUUUGAAGCCCGGGAAAUUGUCUUCAAAUUUUGUCUGAAGCAUUUUCCGCUUGCGUUACUCGUGUGGCGUCCAGACGCGAAUGAAAAUUUCCAAACCGCGAGCUUCGGGAUUUGCCUCUAACUGCCAUCUUUCGCCCAUAACUCUCUUACUAGUGGCCGGAUUUUCUAACUAUUAUUACCGCUGGAAAGCUUGAGAAAUUGCCUUAAAAUGGCUACUGAAGCAUUUUCCGCUUGCAUUGCUGGUGUGGCGUCCAGACGCCGAUGAAAAUGGCCAAACCGCGAAUCACAAAAUUUGCCUCCAACUGCCAUCUUUUGCCCAUAACUCUCUUAAUAGUGGCCCGAUGGUCGAACUAUUACUACCGUUCAAAAGCUUGGGAAAUUCACGUAAAAUAACUGCUGAAGCAUUUUCCGCUGGCGUUACUAGUGUGGCGCGUAAUGGAAGUGAAAAUCCGCAAAUUUUAAAAAUCCCUCAAAAAAUCCCUGAUGAUGGCAUUGAAUCGAAACUUUCACACAUUGUAGCACCGACGCUUCUGCUUUUAAGGCAAGAAACGCUAAAUUCCCAGCUUUUCUGGUUGGGACGCAAUUAAUUUUUCUAUGGCCGAUAGCAUUCGCGCGUAGUUGAAGCAAAAACCCGCAUAAUUGAAAAA